Molecule: messenger RNA, 3426 nt
Organism: Spodoptera frugiperda (fall armyworm)
Lineage: Eukaryota; Metazoa; Arthropoda; Insecta; Lepidoptera; Noctuidae
Product: WD repeat domain phosphoinositide-interacting protein 2
Exons: 7
Coding region: 224-1558 (444 amino acids)
Biological process (GO): protein localization to phagophore assembly site; nucleophagy; protein lipidation
Cellular component (GO): phagophore assembly site membrane; extrinsic component of membrane; cytosol
Molecular function (GO): phosphatidylinositol-3,5-bisphosphate binding; phosphatidylinositol-3-phosphate binding; protein binding
Source: RefSeq, a predicted model, not a curated record
AGAAGAUAGCAGUGCGGGGGAGGGGGCUUGUUUUUAGCAGCUGCAGCAAGGUCGUUCUUUGUGUCAAAAUUCAGAUUCUUGUGACGAACAAUUAGUUUCAAGUAUUAACUUUGUGGCGCGAGUGAUUAUACUUCUGCAACCAAAAUAAUUAUUAUUGUUGUUCGUGUGUGCCUUUAUUUUUAGAACUUAGUUUUUAAAUAAUCUGUAUCAUUCGAACGUUCCAAUGAGUGGAGGAGGACAAAACUCUGAUGGCUCAAAUGCAGGAGGAAUAUUUGUACAAUUCAAUCAGGACUGCACGUCCCUGGUGGCGGGCAGUAGUAGUGGGUACCAUCUAUUCACGCUAACUGCAGACGAUGGCAUCGAGGAAAUAUACGCCAGCCGCUCAGGUCACGAGACCUGCCUCGUCGACCGACUAUUCAGCAGCUCGCUUGUGGCUGUGGUCACUGUAUCAGCCCCCAGGAAGCUGAUAGUAUGCCAUUAUAAGAAGGGUACGGAGAUAUGCAACUACAGCUACAGCAACACCAUUCUGGCAGUGAAGCUCAACAGAUCCAGGCUCAUCGUGUGUCUGGAGGAGUCGCUGCACAUCCACAACAUCCGCGACAUGAAGAUCCUGCACACCAUCCGCGACACGCCGCCCAACCCGCGCGGGCUCUGCGCGCUGUCGCCCUGCGUGGACCACUGCUACGUGGCCUACCCCGGCUCCAGUGCCGUGGGUGAGGUGCAGAUCUUCGACGCCGUGCACCUGAAUGCCAAGUGCGUGAUCAGCGCGCACGACAGUCCGCUGGCGGCGCUGGCGUGGUCCAUGUGCGGGCGCCGCCUGGCCACGGCGUCGGAGCGCGGCACCGUCAUCCGCGUGUUCGCCGUGCCCGAGCGCACGCGCCUGUACGAGUUCCGGCGCGGCGUCAAGCGCUGCGUGUCCAUCGCCUGCCUCGCCUUCAGCGCCUGCGGCAGCUACCUGGCCGCCACCUCCAACACGGAGACCGUGCACGUGUUCCGGCUCACCGAGCCCGCGCCGGCCGGGCCCGCGGCCGACGAGCCGGCGCCGGCCGAGGACGAGGCGGCGGGCGGCUGGAUGGGCUGGCUGUCCAGCGCCGUGUCGGCGGGCGCGGGCUACCUGCCGGCGCAGGUGGCCGACGUGCUGGCGCAGGGCCGCGCCUUCGCGGCGGCGCGCCUGCCGCACACGGGCUACCGCGCCGUGGCCGCCAUCACCAGCGUGGCGCGCGCGCCGCGCCUGCUGGUGGCCACGGCGCAGGGCGUGCUGUACGUGUACGCGCUGGACGCCGAGGGCGGCGACUGCACGCUGCUGCGCCAGCACCAGUUCCUGGAGCGGCCGGCCGCGGCCCCCGCGCCGCAGGAAGUGGCGGCGCUGUCCACUAGCAACAGUUACGCGGGCGCGCUGCGCGGCCGGGACCCGGCGCGGAUGACAGAGUCGGAGCGCGCGGCCGAGCUGGGCGCGGCGCUGGAGGCGGCGCCGGCGCCGGCGCGGGCCUUCGACCUGCGCGACCCCAAGCACUUCCCGCCCAUGCGCCCCGAGCGCGCCGACCCCGCCGCGCACUAGCGGCUGUACAUAGUGACACGCCGAGCGCCGCGAGUGAUGUCUAUCUGACGACGGAUGACUCCGAGAGAGCUUGCAUCUACGUGUGUAAAUUAAUUAUCGUAGCGUUUUCAUGCUACAGAAAAAAGGAACAUUAUUAUUGGAAAUCCAAUAAAAUUACUUUAAUAUUGUAAAUAAAUGUAAAGGACCUUAAAAUGACAUAGAUAAGUGUGCCUGCGCGUGGCACCGACGUGCGGCGCGCAGAGAGCCGAGACGGCCUCAGGCCGCGACCUCCUCACCGCCUCACCGCCCACUCGCCAUCUACAAAGCUCGCUAACUGGUGCUUCGUGGUGAAUGCCGCAUGUCUCGUUGUGUUUACGACCUUGUCUAUCAAGAACAAUUUGAUUAUGUUUUCGUCUCGCCAAUACUCAAAAAUCACUAGACCAGUAACAAACAGAUGUGUCGCACAUAUAUGGAUGAUCGAAAUCAAUGGCUAACACAAGUUUCUAAAAUAACGUACUGCAGUCAUUUCCAAAAGGGCUAGGAAACAAAAAUUUCAUUCGUAGCAUUACUACAUUUGCGGCUUACAAUGUAAAUAUUAGAAACAGGAUCAAGAAUGACAUUUAGUUGAGAAAUAGAUAAAAACUUAAGGUUACUACAAUGUCAAAAGCUCACACAGUACUCAAAAAUAAUAUUAUAACGCAUGUUCUGUUCUGGCACCGGCUCCGAUUCCCGGGCCGUGCAGUGUUUAUUGGAAUUUGGUAAUUCUCAGUGACUGCCUAAAUAUUUGUUUGUAUUAUAUGUGCAGUUGUGCAUCUUUCCUGUUUAUUUUUUUAUUGGACUUUAUCUUUUGAGCAGCAUUAUCGUAUAAUGAUAAUUGCCAAUUUCUUUAGACUACCUUAAAUAAUGGCACUUAUUGAAUUUGAACAGAAAUACAGCCAUCGAUUUUGGUAAUACUCCCAAUGCAGUAUUUCGUUACAAGUCAAAGCAUUUAUUUUUUAAUUAAUCCUUAAUAACAAUACGUAAAUAGAACAAUACAUCCGUCAGUCUGUCUGUCUGUCAGUGAAACUAGGUGUUCGUUCCAAAGUGUAUCUUCGAAUGGAGAAGAAUGAGCAAGAAACUCCAUCGAUACUCUGUGCAAAAAAUAUUUGUUUUUACAAUAUGUCUGAUACAUUAUUAAAUUUGAUCCUUUACCUAUUGUAUGUAUAUGUGAGAACAAUGUAACGACAAUACAGCGUCAAAAUUAAUGGGACUACAAGAGCAAUUUGUGAUUAUGAGUAUCGCUAAAUACACCACCUAUAUUAGAUACUGACGCCCGAAUACUCAAACGUUACUCAAUUUUAAAUUGUACUUGAAUAUCGUGCUAUCUCUGUCAUUUUAUAAAGAAUUGAUAUUGAUAGUGACAGAACUACAUUUGAGAGCGUCUUAAAAUUGAGUAGCGUUUGAGAAUUCGGGCAUUAAACUAAUUAAAGAUGCUCCAUUAAUUUCUAGCCACACUAGGGCUCAGUAGAGAUGCGUGCGGCGGUGUUUCCCAUUACUUUCUGCAUUAUUAUAAUUAUAUACACUUUGCUAUGUGAUUGAGUUGUGAGUCGAGGUGAGCGGGUCGCGGGCAGGAAGCAGCUGUGUAGCUAAUUGUAAUUAUUAAUAUUGUAUGUGUAAAGGUGGCCUCUCACGGUUAGUUUAUAGAUUUUACGAAUGAACUCUAGCAGUCACCGAAGUUUGUUCUGUGAUAUGUAUGUGUAUGUACUGUUCCGUCUGUUCUGUUGCUACCUGUAGCGCGGGCGCCGGCCGUCACCCACAUCCGUUGGGAAGCCACUUUUACAAUUGAGUCUCUGCAAAUGAACAUUUCUUUUAUAUAAUCGAAAAAUAUUAAGCGUGAUUAUAAGAAAUAA